Molecule: messenger RNA, 966 nt
Organism: Lindgomyces ingoldianus
Lineage: Eukaryota; Fungi; Ascomycota; Dothideomycetes; Pleosporales; Lindgomycetaceae
Exons: 1
Coding region: 1-966 (321 amino acids)
Source: RefSeq, a predicted model, not a curated record
AUGUCUUUGAUGAACAUCAGGUCUUUGGCCUCCGCCAUGACCGAAUGUACAGACACCCCACACCUGAGGCUUUCCGACACAAACCAGAGGCCAGAGAGCACUUCCGCAUCAGACUACAGUGUCAAACCGUCAGACCGUAGCAACGACCAUGUUGGCGAACAACCCUCCGAAGGUAUCUCCAUGGUUGAUAUCGCCCGCAAGCUUCGUUUCGACCCGGAGAAUACUGCUACCGAACUCCCAACUCAACAUAGAGACCAUAAUAGCGGCAGGUUAAGUGAUCCUCAACGCAUCUCUUCAGAUGCCCAAUACCCUGAACUCGAUAUGGAAGGGUUCGAGAUCGGGCACUUCAGCGCUGAUGCCUUCGAGAGCGAGUCAGUAAACUCCGACACUGUCACUCUUCUUCGGCGCCAGAACAGUGUGCCCGCAAUCACGCUGACCCCAGCAUCUGGGUCGCCUCCUAUGAUCGAUACAUUUACGCUCGCUGAAUUGGGCUAUCCAUUCCACUCGAAACUGCAAUCGAUUGUCCCGGGAAAGAUAGAUCGUAUAUCGAGGAGGAGAAAGAAGACGAGACCCAUCCCGCUUUUCAAUCUCGAUAAGAAUCCCGAGCUUCGACACCCUCUGAAGCUUUGCCCUCCGGAUAAGGGCAAUAUACAAGGAUUCUAUCGCGGGGCCCUACAACGAAUGAAAUUGAAGAACUGGGAAUUGAGGCAAUGCGUGGGGAGGUUCGGAAAAGUUCUCACAGGUAUUUCCUCGAAGCUUAACACUCAGGGAGGGGACACGAGCGGGCAGGACGUGCCUGAAAAUAUUAGCCAAGAGAAAUCAGGCGAUAGUAGCCAUGACCUGGUCCUGGUGGCUACCAAGAAAGAGCACAUCUGGAAGAAGAUCAAUGCUAGCUUAGCUCUUAAAGCCCGUGCUAAACGGAACGAGGAGUACAAUGGCGGGAAGGUCACAGGAGAUGUCAUGUAG